Molecule: messenger RNA, 2076 nt
Organism: Mitosporidium daphniae
Lineage: Eukaryota; Fungi; Microsporidia
Exons: 2
Coding region: 1-2076 (691 amino acids)
Biological process (GO): fructose 6-phosphate metabolic process; UDP-N-acetylglucosamine metabolic process; protein N-linked glycosylation
Molecular function (GO): L-glutamine:D-fructose-6-phosphate transaminase (isomerizing) activity; carbohydrate derivative binding
Source: RefSeq, a predicted model, not a curated record
AUGUGUGGCAUCAUCGCAUAUAUCAACUUUCUGUGUGACAGAAAAAGAUCCGAAGUCAUCGAGAUCCUGCUCAGUGGCUUGGCACGCCUUGAAUAUCGAGGCUAUGACUCUUCAGGACUUGUUGUCGACGGUGACAAGCCCGACCGUAGCGAGGUUCUCAUCUACAAGCAAGUGGGCAAGGUGGCGGCGCUUCGCAAGCAUGUCGAAGACGAGCUGGCAACGUCUGCUACUGCCUCCAAAAGCUUCAUGUCGCACGUAGGCAUGGCACAUACUCGUUGGGCAACACAUGGCCCACCCACAAAUGUCAAUUCACAUCCACAACGUUCCGAUGUGCAGGGCCAAUUUACCGUUGUGCACAACGGCAUCAUCACCAACUACAAGGAAAUCAAGACAUUGUUGGAAAAAAAAGGUUACAUGUUCGAAUCGCAGACAGAUACCGAAUGCGUGGCCAAAUUGGCCCUCUACAUUUGGGAUCAGCAGCGCGACGCAGGCAAGGCGCCACCUUCCUUCACCUCUUUGGUGAAGGCAGUCAUAAAGGAGUUAGAGGGUGCCUUUGCAUUGAUUUUCAAGUCAACUUAUUACCCAACAGAGACUGUGGCUUGCCGCCGUGGAUCACCGCUUCUUGUGGGCGUCAAAACCGAAAAGAAGCUUAAAGUUGACUUUGUGGACGUCGAAUUUGGCGCAGGUACGCUUGGGGAGGGAUUGAUGAGCCCCCCGCCAGUUCUUGGUGCAGACCGCCUUCGUCGCACUGCUAGCCGCGCGUUCUUGACCGAAGAUGGGGAACCACAGCCCAUCGAAUACUUUAUUGCUUCAGAUCCCUCUGCAGUCAUUGAGCAUACCAAACGCGUACUCUAUUUGGAAGAUGACGACAUUGCGCACAUUGCAGACGGUGAGCUGCACAUUCAUCGACUGCGCCGCGAAGAUGGCACCUCCUCUAUCCGCGCGAUUCAAACGCUAGAGAUGGAGCUAGCAGAAAUCAUGAAGGGCUCCUUUGACCACUUUAUGCAGAAAGAAAUUUUUGAGCAGCCAGAGUCUGUCGUCAACACAAUGCGUGGGCGUGUUAAUUUCGACCGCCAUGCAGUAACGUUGGGAGGUCUACGCGCCUAUCUGCCCACCAUGAGACGCUCGCGCCGCUUGCUCUUCAUUGCUUGCGGAACUUCAUAUCACUCUAGCGUAGCCACACGCGCCAUCUUUGAAGAGUUGACAGAAAUCCCAGUGGGCGUCGAAUUGGCCUCUGACUUUUUGGAUCGCCGCUGUCCAAUUUUCCGGGAUGACACAUGUAUCUUCAUUUCGCAGUCCGGUGAGACAGCGGAUACGAUUCUGGCGAUGCGCUACUGCGCUGAACGCGGAGCACUUUGUGUUGGUGUUACCAAUACCGUAGGAUCAACGCUUUCGCGCGAAACUACCUGUGGUGUCCACAUCAAUGCAGGACCGGAGAUCGGUGUUGCCUCUACCAAAGCGUACACUUCGCAGUUCAUCGCGCUAGUCAUGAUGGCAUUGACGCUUUCUGAGGAUCGCAUCAGCACGCGAAACAGGCACAAGGAGAUCAUUGACGGGCUUUUUGCGUUGCCAGCAGCCAUCAAGAGCGUGCUGGAAAGCGAUAGUGCCCUGCGUCUGCUAGCUAAGGAGACUUUAUUCCGAGAGCGUUCCUUGCUGAUCAUGGGUCGUGGAUAUCAGCAUGCCACGUGUCUAGAAGGUGCCCUCAAGAUCAAGGAAGUAUCUUACAUGCAUUCUGAGGGUAUCCUUGCUGGAGAGCUCAAGCACGGGCCUUUGGCGCUGGUUGACGAGUCUAUGCCGGUAAUUUUGAUUAUGACCAAGGACUCGAUCUAUCCAAAGGUGCAAUCAGCAUUGCAACAGGUGUCCGCCCGUAAGGGGCAGCCUAUUCUCAUCUGCAAUGAUGACGAUAAUAACAUUCCAGCUGAGCUGCGUACCAUCAAGGUGCCGCAGGUAGUUGACUGUUUGCAAGGCAUUGUCAAUGUGAUCCCGUUACAGUUGCUUUCCUAUCAUUUAGCGGUGCUCCACGGUGUUGAUGUGGACUUUCCGCGCAAUCUCGCCAAAUCGGUGACAGUUGAAUAA